AUGCGCCAUGCACUUCCGUUUCGCUUCCGCCAAUUCUCAAUUUCCGCCGUCAGCAGCGCCCCCGGAACCCUUCCGUCCCCCGCUUCCCCCGCUGCGUCCUCGUCCUCGUCCCUCUCCCCCCCCUCCUCGCCGUUGCCCACUCACGGGGAAGGGAUGGUUCUUGAGAGGGCGGCGGUUUCCACGGCUGAAUUCACGGCGCAUGAUUACAUGAUGGACGGGGGAGUGGAGGAGGUGUUGGAUUCGCGUUUCUUCCACGUGGCAGCGACUGCCACGUCAGCUGCAGCCGCGUCGUUCCCGCCGGGAACGGGCCAGCAAAUCAGCACGCGCCACGUUACAGGGCGCCGCGACGGACAGCCCUCUGCUUCGUUUAAUUCUGGCGGGCGCAGCGAGUUAAGGGACACAGAUGUGAAAGACGACGGGAGCACAGGUGGAGGGGAGGGGCGCGCGGAGGUUCUUGAAGAACUUGAACCUGAACCUGCCACGGGCACGGGCGGCGAAACUGCCACCACCAUGGCUCCAGACACGGACAAAACCGCCAGCUGUCCUCACGCUGCGACAGGACUGGUUGACGCGGGCGGCGGGAAGGUGGUGAAUGCGAUGGGGAUGAGAGUGAGAAUUAAAGCCGAGGCGGAGCAGACGGGGGGGUCGUAUAGUGUGAUUGAGUACGAGGUUCCGGCAGGGGAGGGGACAGAGGAGCACAUUCACACGCGGGAGCACGAGGCAUGGUUUCUGCUGGACGGGCAGAUGACGUGGACCAUCGAGAAAGAAACCUAUCAAGCCAGUCAGGGCAGUUUCAUGCACAUGCCUCUUGGCCGGGCACAUUCUUUCCACAACAAUUCCGACCGACCUGCCCGGAUGCUGGUGGUCUGUAUGCCGGGCGGGCUGGAAAAAUAUUUCUUGGAGAUUGGAGAUCCUGAGGAAGCAGCUGGAAAGGCACCUGAGCAGUCACCUGGUGGUGCUGUGCAUAAGCCUGUGGUGGAGCAGGCAAAGCUUCAGAAUGCAAUAAAGAAAGCGAUGCUCUACGGUCUAGUGUACCCUAAAGGCGCAGCGGCUUAG
Molecule: messenger RNA, 1056 nt
Organism: Closterium sp. NIES-65
Lineage: Eukaryota; Viridiplantae; Streptophyta; Zygnematophyceae; Desmidiales; Closteriaceae
Source: the annotation of a GenBank genome assembly